AUGGGCCGCUCGUACGACGAAGACCCGCUCGCGGCGUUCACUGCCCCGCCUCCGAAUGAAACUCCGGCAGAACGCGAGCUGCGACUGCGGGCGGAGGCUGAGGCGCAGCGCAUUAGUGAUGAGAUCGACGCCCAGCUACGCAAAGAGCGCGAAGAGGAAAAGAAGCGCAAGCCAGUCAAGCUGUUGCUUCUAGGACAGUCGGAGUCGGGCAAGACCGCGACGUUGAAGAGUAAAUGUGAGGACACGCACACGGCGAUCGGUGCAUGCUUGUUAUCCCCUCUGACCACAUCCCAGUUCCAACUUCUCUACUGCAAACGACGGUGGCAAGAAGAACGCUCUUCAUGGCGCUGUGUUGUGUUGCUCAACCUCGUUCGUAACGUCAAUGACAUCCUUGAUCUCCUCGGUCGCGAGAUGGCCUCGGCCACGACGAAGACGCCGACGCUGCCCAGCGCUACCACCUCCACGUCUCAGGCUCCCUCCACUGCGAUUCCCACCUCCACCUCCUCCUCCCCGUCGGCCUCCCCUCUCUCCUCGGACGACGAGCCGGAGCCCGAGGUCGACAAGCCACCUCCGCGGCGACAGAGCGCGACGCUCGGCGGCCCGCGUUCACCCAAUCUCCCACCACUCAAAUUCAAAGACCGCCACCGCUUGCUGAGGCUGAAACUGGUGCCACUGCGCCGCAUACAAGCGGAUCUCGAGCAACGCCUCGGCGCGGCCGCGACGGAACUCUACACAACCUCAACCACGUCCGCGGCCCCCUUUGAGACCGUUCCCGGCGGAUCGCAGGCGUUCCAGAAACGGGAGAAGGAGUUUAGCAUCAACUCGACGAACGGGUGGAAGAGUGCGUUGGACAAGUUCCGCUCGGGAAGGAGGCGCUCGGGGGAUCAAGCACAGCGGGGCAAAGCGAGAAACUUGGAGGAUGAAAUGCUGAGUGUCGUUUCUGGAUGUAGGGAGGAUAUCAGGGCACUAUGGGAAGAUCGGACGGUUCGCGAGAUGCUCUCCAGGAGGAAGUCGAGGAUCGAGGACUCUGCAGGAUUCUUCUUGAACGAUGUUGACCGCAUCGCACGCGACGACUACCAGAUCACAGAUGACGAUGUCAUUCGUGCGCGUCUGAGGACUCUGGGGGUGCAGGAAUACCGUGUCACGUUUGAGCACGGACACUCCGCCGGAAGUGAAUGGCGGAUGUAUGAUGUGGGUGGAACGCGUAGUAGUCGUGCUGCGUGGUAUAGCUAUUUUGACGAUUGCGACGCCAUUCUCUUCCUUGCGCCUGUGUCGUGUUUCGACGAGAAACUGGCUGAAGACCGGCGGGUGAACCGUCUCGAAGACAGUUACAUGCUGUGGAAGAGCGUCUGUGCAUGCAAGAUGCUUGCUCGGACCCAGUUAAUUCUUUUUCUGAACAAGUGCGACCUGCUUCAAGCAAAGCUUAUGCGUGGCGUGAAAGUUCGCGAUUCGGUCCCGAGCUUCGCAGACCGUCGCAACGAUGUAGCAACGGCAACACGGUACUUCCAGCAGCAUUUCAAGGAGAUCCAGCGGAGCAACUCGCCUGUUCAGCGUCCCUUCUACGUUCAUCUUACUUCGGUUAUCGUGAGCGUUUCACCCCAACUUCGCUCGCCGCCUGCUGAUGAACGCCUCGAUCUUGAUUACCUCACCCACAACGAUCACGACAUGGCCAACCGCCCACCCACUCCCUGCGCCGAAAACCCCGGCCAAGUGUACCCCAGAUCCGAUCCUGCGAAAGCGGCCCCGCUGACCAACUCCUCCGAACGCUACCUCCCGCGCUACGUCGGCAACCCGUACCUGAUGAACGGCGCGUUCAAGAAGCUAGACCACUCGCUGGGGGAGAUCAUCGCUCUCCUCGAGCAGGAGGAGGCCAACUCGCUCCUGGACGAGGAAGAGAAUCCGCUGCUGACCAAGUUCAAAGACUGGCGCGACGAGCUCGACAUGAUCCGCGCGUCACAGGGGCGCAGCUCUGCCAGUGCGUCGUAUAUCCAGCUGGCCACACCUUCGCGCAGCCGGUCGCCGGGGCGCAGUCGCUCGCCCACUACCCGAGAGGGCGGACUGUUUGUCGACUAAGAUUUCACCUUUCUCUGGGGUUGGAAGAACUGCUUGCGUCGAACAGAAUUUGAAGAAGUAAAAUAAAGAACAUAACGAGCACCUCGUUUUGUACUGUAGCAUCAUAUGGACUUUUUGCACAUCCGUGUCAGCCUGAGUUGAUACAAGUCAGGUCAGGUCGUG
This is a messenger RNA of Mycena citricolor, 2235 nucleotides long. Lineage: Eukaryota; Fungi; Basidiomycota; Agaricomycetes; Agaricales; Mycenaceae. The record is from the annotation of a GenBank genome assembly.